Messenger RNA from Drosophila ananassae, 789 nucleotides. Its product is annotated as glutathione S-transferase 1. Gene Ontology annotation, molecular function: glutathione transferase activity. NCBI's taxonomy places the organism in Eukaryota, Metazoa, Arthropoda, Insecta, Diptera, Drosophilidae. Gene Ontology annotation, biological process: glutathione metabolic process. The record is from RefSeq and is a predicted model, not a curated record. The transcript has a single exon. Bases 55 to 726 code for a protein of 223 amino acids.
AGAUGAUCAGUAAUAAGCGAGUCGUGGCCGGAGAUACUACACUGAAACUCUAACAUGUCCAAGUCGGGAAUCGUACUGUACGGAGUGGAUCUGAGUCCUUGUGUGAGGGCUGUGAAGAUCACCCUGAAGGCUCUGGGCCUGGACUACGAAUACAAGGAGGUGAACCUGCAGGCUGGGGAGCACCUGAGCGAGGAUUUCCUGAAGAAGAAUCCACAGCACACGGUGCCAGUUCUGGAUGACAACGGCACUGUGAUCUGGGACUCGCACGCCAUUGCCAUCUACUUGGUGGACAAGUACGGCAAGUCGGAUGAAUUGUAUCCCAAGGACCUGGCCAAGAGGGCGGCCAUCAACCAGCGGCUCUUCUUCGAUGCCAGUGUCUUGUUCCCCUCCCUGGCCAGUGUUAGUGGCCCGUUCUGGGUCAGUGGAGUGACUGUGGUGGCCCAGGAGAAGCUCAAUAACAUCCAUCGGGGUCUGAAGCUGUUGGAGACCUUCCUGUCGGGUAGUGACUAUCUGGUGGGGGACUCCCUGACCCUGGCUGACAUUUGCACAGGCCCCACUGUGACCAGUCUGCCCGCCGCCGUGGACAUCGAUCCUGCGGUCUACCCCAAGGUCACAGCCUGGCUGGCUCGUCUCAACCAGACACCCCACUUUAAGGAUAUCAAUGAGGAGCAUGCCAACAACUACUGCUCCUUCCUGCGCAGCAAGUGGACCAAAUUGGGAGAUUAAAAAAUGAAAAUAUUUGUAAUAUCUUGAAGUGUAUGAUAAGAGAAUAAAAGUAUGAUAAUGUAA